AUGUCGUUGCUGCUAAAACGCACAGCUCUUGUGCUGUUUGCACUUCUGUCGCCGACCACGGCUCAGUUUCCAGCAAAGCCAAUUGGCGUGAAAGUCUUGGAGUCGCGUUUCGGCGAGGGCAUUACCAUCAGCUACAAAGAGAAUGACAUCUGUGAGACCACGCCGGGCGUGCGAUCUUACUCGGGACAUGUACAUCUGCCUCCAGGAACUGCAGCACUCGGCCAAGGACAGGACUAUCCCAUCAAUACCUUUUUCUGGUUCUUCGAAGCACGAAAUGAUCCAAUCAAUGCCCCACUCUCCAUAUGGCUCAACGGUGGCCCAGGUAGCUCUAGCAUGUUCGGCCUGUUCGCUGAGAACGGACCAUGCUUUGUCAACGCCGACUCAAAUUCUACCCGAUUGGCAGAGUGGAGUUGGAACAACGAAGUAAACAUGUUGUACCUCGACCAGCCAGUCCAAGUUGGCUUCUCCUACGACACUCUGCAGAAUGUGACGAGGAACUUGAUCAACAACACUGUGACAUUACUCAACGAGACAGACCCUGUACCGCCGCAAAACACCACCCUUCUUACGGGCACUUUUCCCAGUCGUAUCUGGGAGAACACAGCGUUUGGAUCUCAGAAUGGUGCUAUUUCUGCAUGGCACUUCGCACAAGCCUGGUUUCAAGAAUUCCCGGGUUACCAACCUAAUGACACUCGGGUCAGUCUGGCCGCUCAAUCGUACGGUGGUAGAUAUGGGCCGGCAAUGAUGGCGUUCUUCGAAGAGCAGAAUCAGCGCAUAGAGAAUGGCACCUGGGAAGGCACCGAGGGCGAGCAAUUCAUUAUCCAUCUCGACACACUCAUGAUGAUAUCUGGCUGCAUCGACCGCUAUGUUCAAUGGCCAUACUAUCCGGAGAUGGCGUUUCGAGGCAAUGGCUACGGUAUCGAAGCCGUGAAUGAGACGAUCUACAACAACAUGACUGCAUCAGUACCCGAAUGUUUGCAGAAAAUCCAAGACUGUCGCGACAUCGCUGCGAUCUCUGACCCCGGGAAUCUUGGUAUCAACACUACCGUAAACGAGAUUUGCGAGGAGGCCGAAACGUGGUGCACACGAUAUGUGCGCGAUCCCUACCUCGAUUAUUCUGGACUCAACUACUACGACAUCUCUACUGUGACUCCAGCGCCGUUCCCAGCGCCUUUCCAUGAGGGUUUCUUGAAUCGUGAAUGGGUUCAAGCUGAGCUCGGAGUGCCACUCAACUGGACUGGCAGUAGCCCACAAGCCUCUCGUGCUUAUCGAAGCAUUGGUGACUAUCCUCGUGACUCAUGGCUCGAUGAUCUCGGCUUUCUACUCGACAAUGGAAUCAAAGUGUCGAUUGUUCACGGAGAUCUUGAUUUCGCCUGUCCUUGGAACAGCGGAGAUGCCGUUGCGAAAGCGAUCAACUGGACUGGUUCAGCGGGAUAUGCUGAAGCACAGUACGCCGACAUCCAGACCAACGGUUCUUACGUCGGCGGGCUUGUCCGACAAUAUGGCAAUCUGUCCUUCGUUCGCACGUACCAGGCUGGCCACGAAAUCCCAGCAUACCAACCAGAAACCGCGUACAAAGUCUUUACGCGGGCAUUGUUUAAUCUCGAUCUGGCGACGGGUCUGGAGUCGACGGCGGGAAAUUAUACAAGCACAGGACGCAAUGAUCCAUAUGUUCAGUUGGAGCCUACGGGUCAGAAAUUGACAUACUGUUACACAUACGCGCCUUCCGACACAUGCCAGCCAGAGCAGAUCGAAACGCUCGUGAAUGGUACGGCUGAGAUCUGUAACUGGAUUGUGGUCGAUGCGAACUCGACACUGUUGUUUCCUGAAGUGAUUGCGAAGUGUCGAGCUGAGUGGGACCAGCAAGGAGACCAAGGUACCAAUGCAAACCAGACUGCCUCGAGCGGACCAGCGAUCUACACUGGCAUAGCAUCAACGCUGUCAGGAAAUCAGCUCGCCUGGUUGAGCUCUGCUCUGGCACUACUUUUCCUGAUGCUCGGCUAACCACCACACCUGACACACAUCAAAGGCUCACAAAAAUUACGACGGCACGGAAGCAAAUACAGACACCACAGAUCGAUUUCCAUCACAUCAAUAGAUAAACUCAUACCAUCAUCUCUCCGCA
Messenger RNA from Cercospora beticola, 2125 nucleotides. RefSeq lists its product as uncharacterized. Gene Ontology annotation, molecular function: serine-type carboxypeptidase activity. Lineage: Eukaryota; Fungi; Ascomycota; Dothideomycetes; Mycosphaerellales; Mycosphaerellaceae. Gene Ontology annotation, biological process: proteolysis. Gene Ontology annotation, cellular component: fungal-type vacuole. The record is from RefSeq and is a predicted model, not a curated record.